This is a messenger RNA of Diospyros lotus (date-plum), 4044 nucleotides long. RefSeq names its product DNA ligase 4. Gene Ontology annotation, cellular component: DNA ligase IV complex. Gene Ontology annotation, biological process: DNA biosynthetic process; nucleotide-excision repair, DNA gap filling; DNA recombination. The transcript is spliced from 26 exons. NCBI's taxonomy places the organism in Eukaryota, Viridiplantae, Streptophyta, Magnoliopsida, Ericales, Ebenaceae. Gene Ontology annotation, molecular function: DNA binding; ATP binding; DNA ligase (ATP) activity. Bases 238 to 3732 code for a protein of 1164 amino acids. The record is from RefSeq and is a predicted model, not a curated record.
AAUAAAUAAAAAAGACCUUUGUGAGAGAAAAAUAAACCACAGGGGCUGGUUAGGGGAAAAACCCAAACUAGAGGGGGUUUGGGAUAACUUAAAAGAAAUCGAGAUUGCAGUCAGCGUUUACCGCACUCGUGUGGAAAACUGGAGAGUGGCGGUUCCUUACUAUAUAAGCCCACGCCUCUUCAUUCCAAGCGCUUCGUAGUAGAGAAGCAAGGGACAGCGAGACUCGUCGAUUGGAAAAUGUGCGAGGCGACCAAGUUCAGCGUGAUGUGCAGCCUCUUCAACUGGAUGCAGAAGAGCAAAUCGUCGGCCAAGAAGCGCUCCAAAUUUCGGAAGUUUCUGGACACCUUCUGCAAGCCCCAAGGGGACGAUUACUUCAGCUCCAUGAGGCUGAUUCUCCCGAAUCUCGACCGAGAGCGCGGCACCUACGGCCUCAAGGAGUCAGUGCUCGCCACUUGCCUUGUCGACGCUCUCGGCAUGUCUCGCGAUUCAGAGGACGCCCUCCGCCUCUUCAACUGGCGCAAGGGCGGCUCCGCUUCCGGCCCCAACGCGGGCAACUUUGCCCUUGUUGCUACCGAGGUAUUGCAGCGCAGGCAGGGUUCGACUUCUGGUGAACUAACCAUCAAGGAGUUAAACGAGUUGCUUGAUUCUUUGGCUUCAUGUGAAAAUAGGGCUGCAAAAACUUCUGUCCUAUCUGAUCUAAUCAAGAGAACUAAUGCACAAGAAAUGAAGUGGAUCAUAAUGAUAAUUUUAAAAGAUCUGAAGUUGGGAGUAAGUGAGAAGGGCAUCUUCCAUGAAUUUCAUCCAGAUGCCGAAGACUUGUUCAAUGUAACAUGUGACUUAAAACUGGUAUGUGAAAAGUUAUGGGAUCGGAAUCAACGACACAAACGCCAGGACAUAGAAGUCGGAAAACCUGUGCGACCUCAACUUGCUAUGAGGGUUGGUAAUGCAAAUGCUACAUGGAAAAAGCUUCAUGGGAAGGAAGUAGUUGUUGAGUGCAAAUUUGAUGGUGACCGCAUUCAAAUCCAUAAAAAUGGAGGAGAGAUACAUUUCUUCUCGAGGAACUUUCUUGACCAUCCUGAGUAUGGGCAUUCCAUGUCAGAUAUUGUCAUGCAGAACGUUCUGGUUGACAGGUGUAUACUUGAUGGUGAGAUGUUGGUUUGGGACACAUCCAUGAACCGUUUUGCAGAGUUUGGUUCAAACCAGGAGAUAGCCAAGGCAGCAAAGGAGGGACUUGAAAGUGAUCGGCAGGUUUGCCUUUAUGUUGCUUUUGACAUUCUAUAUGUUGGAGACACCAGUGUAAUUCAUCAAAGCUUAAAGGAAAGGCAUGAACUUCUUUAUAAAGUUGUGAACCCUAUCAAAGGUCGAUUGGAGAUCUUGGUCCCUGCUGGUGGUCUUAAUGAUCGUCGGUCUUCUGGGGAACCAUGCUGGUCAAUUGUUGCUCAUAACUUGGAUGAGAUUGAGAGAUUUUUUAGGGAAACUAUUGAGAACAGAGAUGAGGGUAUCGUGCUAAAAGAUCUUGGUUCCAAGUGGGAACCAAGUGACCGAAGCGGAAAGUGGUUAAAGUUGAAGCCUGAGUAUGUUCGUGCUGGCUCUGAUUUAGAUGUUCUCAUAAUAGGAGGAUAUUAUGGCUCUGGACGUCAUGGAGGAGAGGUGGCUCAAUUUCUGGUGGGCCUUGCAGAGCGUUCAGCCCCAUACACAUACCCCCGACGAUUCAUUUCUUUUUGUAGAGUGGGAACUGGACUUUCUGACGAAGAGCUUGAUGCUGUUGUAACCAAACUAAAGCCUUAUUUCAGGAAAAAUGAACAUCCAAAGAAGGCACCACCAAGCUUUUAUCAAGUUACAAAUAACUCCAAAGAGAGACCAGAUGUUUGGAUAGAAAGCCCUGAAAAGUCAAUUAUACUUUCUAUUACCAGUGACAUUCGAACAAUCAGAUCUGAGGUAUUUUCUGCGCCAUACAGCUUGAGGUUCCCACGUAUUGAUAGAGUGAGAUAUGACAAGUCUUGGCAUGAAUGUCUUGAUGUGCAAUCAUUUGUAGACUUGGUACAUUCAAGCAACAGUACCACAUGGAGGGGGACAGAUUAUGGAGGCAUGCAGGAUAAUAAAUUAAAAGGCGUGAAAUCCUCCAAAAAAGUUGGGAAGAGGAAUGUUUCUGUUGUACCUUCUCAUUUAAUUAAGACUGAUGUUUCUGACGUAAAGGGCGAGACCUUGAUAUUUUCAAACAUGAUGUUUUACUUUGCCAACUUGCCUGCCAGUCAAUCCUUGGAUUCAUUGCACAAAUUGGUGGCUGAGAAUGGGGGAACUUUUUCAAUGAAUUUGAAUAACUCAGUUACUCACUGCAUUGCAGCUGAAAGCAAAGGGAUCAAAUUUCAGGCAGCAAAGCUUCAUGGUGAUGUUAUUCAUUACUCAUGGCUCUUUGAUUGUUGUUCACAGAGGAAGCUAGUACCAUUACAGCCAAAGUACUUCCUCUACCUUUCUGAAUCUUCAAGAAAAAGGUUAGAAGAAGAAAUUGAUGAAUUCUCUGAUCCGUACUACUUGGAUCUUGACAUUGAAGACCUCAAACAGCUCUUAAACAAUGUAAAGAGGUCAGGAGAUGCCAAAAGCAUUGCCUAUUAUAGAAGGAAAUUCUGUCCACAAAAUAAAUGGUCUUGUUUUCAUGGUUGCAACAUUUACUUUCACCAUUCAGUUCAGGCUUUGAAUUUUCAUUCAGAAGUUCUAAGUGAGCUUGCCAUGAGGAGGUUGAAACUUGAAAUUUACAUGGGUGGUGGCAAAGUUAGUGACAAUCUUUCUGAGGCUACCCACUUAGUUCUUGUAUCACCAAUGGAAUUCAGGGAAGACUUCGACACAAUAUUGAGAAGGUUUUCAUCAGCUGAGGCAAAUUUUUUAUGUAAGAAAAGAUUGCAUGUUGUUGGGUCCCAAUGGUUGGAAGACUGCUUGGAUAAGCAACAGAAGUUGCCAGAGGAGUUGUACAGUUUGAAACCCAGUGUCUUGAAAGAAUCAGACUCCAGCGAGUGGAUAGAUGAUAUUAAUCAAGAUGACUUUCCCAGCAAGGAUAAAAUAGAGCAAUACAAGUUGUCAUCUUCCUGCAAAGAUGGAAAACAGAUAAAGAACAGAUCUGAAUUAAAAACCGAAUUACCUCUGACUUCACGAAAGAAAGAUGGGAGAAAAAGAGGAAGACUGACUAGCACAAGGCAACCUGAAAGACAAACAGGUGUCACCCAGCCUCGAAGAACACGGGCUCACCUUAGAAAUAGGUCUGCUAAAAUAUGUGAAAAUGAAUCAGAUGCAGAUGCUUCUCCUAACGAGAAUGCUGUUGGGGAAGAGUCGGAAAGGAAAAUAGAAGAUAAUGCCCACGGUUUAGCAGGGAAGGAGAGUCAUGAAAAUAAAGGAAAGAUAAUUGUAGAAGACUCUGAGCCAUCACAACAUGGAAGGGUAGCUCAAGUAGAAGACGUUGGAAAAGGUGGCAUAAGAGGAGAGUGGUUUGACAAAACUGAAGGAAUUGAAAUGGGUAACGAGAAUAAUGCUGGUAACAGCGGGAAGCUGGAAAUCGUGGCUGACCCCGUUCAGUCCAUGCUGCUAGACAUGAUACCAAGUCUUGGGACUAAGAAAGUUGAUAGCUUGGGGCCUGUUGAUGAAAAUCAGGAACCCCCGGAGGAUAGCACAGCUGCACAGCCUGUAAAGAAAAAGAGGGUCAGCUACAAGGAUGUUGCCAGCGAGUUGCUCGGGGAUUGGUAAAUGUUCGCAUCUAACCAUACUCUAUCUUGUUAGUGGUUGCAUAAUAGGAUUAUUAUAUCUAGUGCUUUAUCUAGUAGGCUAGAUCUUGCAUUUGCUGUCGCAUUAUGUUCUUGGUGGGGGAAGUGAUUAGUCUCUUGGAGACUCUCCGAUUGUGGCCUUAGUCAAAACGUGACAACUAAUAUUUGAAAUUGAUGUCUUGAAAGUCUGAACAAAUGAUUCGAAAGAUGCGGAUACUAACAUAUCUGUCAGCUUUAGCCUCUUAUCAAUAGAGGUGAUCUCUCUCUCUUUAGUUAUGCAAGAAUUUUUAUACGA